AUGAUGCGCCCCCAGCUCCAGGCCGUCGGCCGCAUGGCCAAACCCGCGACCAGACUAGCCUCCGUCGCCAACUCCCACAUCGCCAACGCCGCCUCAAAAGCAUCGUCCUCCCGAUCCCUCGUCACCGCAACGCGAAACACCACGACGACGACCAAGACGAGAUCGAUCCCCCGCGCAUACCCCGCCCUCGCCGCCUCCCAGUACCGCUCCUUCAGCACGACGCGCAUCCAGCACGGCGAGGUCAUCAUCACCGUCCCGCAAAUGGCCGAGUCCAUCACCGAGGGCACCGUCGCCUCCAUCGGCAAGCAGGUCGGCGACCGCGUCGAGGCCGACGAGGAGGUCGCCAGCAUCGAGACGGACAAGAUCGACGUCGCCGUCAACGCCCCGGAAGAGGGCACCAUCGUCGAGCUCUUCGUCGCCGAGGGCGACACCGUCGAGGUCGGCCAGAAGCUCGCCCGCAUGGAGACUGGCGCCGCCCCGGCCGACGCCAAGAAGGACGACGCGAAGCCCGAGAAGACCCAAGAGAAGAAGCCCGAGCCCGAGAGCAAGCCCGAGAGCAAACCCGAGCCCGCCGCCCCGGCGGCCCAGGAGCAGAAGAAGGAACCCGAGGCCCCCAAGCAGCAGGAGGCCAAGAAGGACACCACCGCCAAGCCCGCGCCCGCUCCCCAAAAGCCCGCCGACCAGCCCGCCGUCCCCUUCGGCUCGACCGGCGCCUUCUCCCGCGGCGAGCGCACCGAGAAGCUCUCGCGCAUGCGCAAGACCAUCGCCUCCAAGCUCAAGCAGUCCCAGAACAUGACGGCCUCGCUGACCACCAUCAACGAGGUCGACAUGUCGGCCCUCAUGGCCUGGCGCGCCAAGAACAAGGAGGACGUCAUGAAGCGCCACGGCGUGCGCCUGGGAUACAUGGGCGCCUUCACCAAGGCCACCUGCCUCGCCGCCCAGCAGGUGCCCCAGCUCAACGCCUCCAUCGACACGGAGAAGGAGAUCAUCACCUACCGCGACUACGUCGACAUCAGCAUCGCCGUGUCGGCGCCCAAGGGCCUCAUCACCCCCGUCCUGCGCAACGUCGACUCCCUCGACAUCAUCGGCAUCGAGCGCGGCGUCGCCGAGCUGGCCGCCAAGGCUCGCGACAGCAAGCUCGCCAUGGCCGAUCUCGAGGGCGGCAACUUCUCCAUCAGCAACCCCGGCAUCUUCGGCUCGCUCUUCGGCACCCCCGUCAUCAACUACCCCCAGGCCGCCGUUUUCAACAUGAACGGCAUCAAGGACCGCCCCGUCGUCGUCGACGGCAAGCUCGAGAUCAGGCCCAUGAUGUACAUCACCGUCACCUACGACCACCGCCUCAUCGACGGCCGCGAAGCUGUCACCUUCCUCAACAUCGUCAAGAGCUACAUCGAGGACCCCGCCCGCCUUCUCCUUGCAUAA
Molecule: messenger RNA, 1422 nt
Organism: Colletotrichum higginsianum IMI 349063
Lineage: Eukaryota; Fungi; Ascomycota; Sordariomycetes; Glomerellales; Glomerellaceae
Product: Dihydrolipoyllysine-residue succinyltransferase
Exons: 2
Coding region: 1-1422 (473 amino acids)
Biological process (GO): tricarboxylic acid cycle
Cellular component (GO): oxoglutarate dehydrogenase complex
Molecular function (GO): dihydrolipoyllysine-residue succinyltransferase activity
Source: RefSeq, a predicted model, not a curated record